UCGAUACGAAACGCAAUAGAUGCAUCAACUACCGGCAAAACAAUGAUCGCUCUCAUUUUUGUGAUUUUUUUGCGUGUCGCUUUCACAUCAUCGGAUCAAAUGUUGGAGAGAGCGCAUAAGGCGGGCGCAUCGAUUGAGUGUCAUUAUGUAACGACUGAAGAUGGAUACAUUUUACGGCUUUAUCAUAUCCCACCCAUGCCAAAUGCAACCACCGGAUCAAAUGAAACCAAAACGAUCUUCUUCAUGCAUGGCCUGCAAUCGUCCUCAUUGGAUUAUGUCAUUUAUCCCAAUAUUUCAUUGGGAUUUUAUUUUUCGUCACUUGGUUUCUCAGUCUGGUUCGGAAACGCUCGAGGAAAUACAUUUUCACGGAAUCACACCACACUCGAUCCAGAUAAAAGUCGAUUUUGGUCGUUCAGUUUCCACGAAAUAGCAAUCUAUGAUUUGCCUGCACAAAUUGAUUUCAUUCUAGCUCAAACCAAUCGAACACAACUCAUUUACGUUGGUCAUUCGCAGGGCGGGAAUAUCAUUUUUAUUUUGCUUAGCGAACGACCGGAAUACAAUAAAAAAAUUGCACUUGUACACGCCAUGGCUGCAGCUGUGUUUAUGGUAAAAAGCGAUUCCAAUGCGCUGCUAAAUCCACUGUUGGAUAAUUUAGACGAUUUAAAGAUUUUCGUGGAACAAAUUCAAUUUUACGAAUUCAAUAGCUUUCGAAGAAAUUCGAAAUUUCUCCAGCCUCUGGGUGAAUUAUGCACCGAUCCAUUCGUUACCAAGCUUUGUGAAUGCAUACUAAGUCAUCUGUUCGGUUCAUUUGCACCGGGCAGCUAUUAUAAAGAAUUGUUACGAGAAUAUUCAUCUAUAAAUCCGAGCGGUAGCAGCUAUAUGCAAUACGUACAUUUUGGCCAACUUUUUGUAUCAGGACGCUUCCAGAAAUUCGACCAUGGACCUAAUAAAAAUAUGAAGCUGUACAAUAGUACAAAACCGCCAGAGUAUAACUUAUCAAAUGUCCAAACCAAAGUGCACGUUAUGUUUGGUACAAAUGAUAAUUUGGUUGUUCCAGAGAGUAUACCAAAAUUAUUAAGCAAAAUAAACAAGAAUGUGGUUGCGGUGGACGAAGUGACUGAUUUCAACCAUUUAGAUUUUGUUAUGGGUCGUCUUGUACAUAAAAUUCAAGCGAUCAUUCUACGGGUCAUAAAUGCACAUACGUAAACCAUAUGGAAAAUGUAAACCAAAUAGAAAGAAAUUUUCAACCAACAAAAAAAGCAAUAUCGUUGCGGAUGUGUGUGAAUAAAAAGAGUUUAUUUUCGAAAAAAAAAUUCGGAAAUAUUAGUUUCCGAAUAUUUCUUUUUCUAUCUCUUGAAUCAGUCCAUAAAAAUCAGCCACACACAUCAGCUGUUUUAUUACAUUUUCAGCAUUGUGUCGAAUGAACAAGUGAACAAGUAUGUGUGUGUGUCUUUAAACAUUGUUGAGUCAACAGCACACUCAAUUCAACAACAGAAACAAAACUCAAACAAAAACAUUGCUACAUGGUAAUCGCAAUAACCAUUCUGCCACAUAUUAAUUUGACGAAUCAUAAAUUUUGAUGGUGCUUGUUGAACUUUGUUUUAGAGAAUGUUUCAAGUGUUUUGUUUAACCAGUGUGUGGAUACAUUGUCAUCAGUAGCGUAGGAAAAGUGUGUUUGAAAUUUUCGAUAUAUUUUUUUAUCUUUCAGUUAUUCUUUUUGUGGUUUUUGCUAAUAUUUUUUGGGGGGGGAGAAAAUUUCAUUUGGGAACGGACUGGUUUUAACCCCAAAUUCCGCUAGUUAUGCCACUGAUUGCCACUCAAUGUGUAUAUACACAUAUGUAACCAGCAGAGGGAAGUGUUUUAUUUGUUGCGUUUAGUUGAUGAAUACUCUUUCGAACGAAAGAGAAAGAGAGGAUGAAGAAAAAACGAUGAUCAAGUCUUCCGAAAAACGAUGGAUUGCAUGAAUGUUGUGCAUGAGUUUUUUUUUUUCAUUUUUCGGGAGCACUUAACAUUUGUUCAGAGCAAAACGAGAACUGACCUAAAAAUUUUCACUUUAUUGCCAUAUUGUAGCUUUUAAAUAGAAAUGAAGGGCGGACGGACGCUUUUUCGAUUGCGAAACUUGUCCCGUUUUGCCGCUGCAAUUCAGCAGAAAAAUCGGGACUCAUUUGGUAGUAGGAAAAAAUCACAUAAAUCGAGUAGAACAUAGUUUCAAAAGGGCUGAUUUAGCUGGGAUUUCUGAGUUCUAUUGAAAUUGACAAUUAAUUUCAAUGUGACACUUUGUUUAGCCGUCAAUAAAGCAGAAUCAUAAGAAUUGUGUGUAAGAUUCGAUUAAAAAAAUUCCGAAUUUGACAUUCAGAAGCCAUUAUUAUUAAAAUGUGUGUUUGAAUGGAAGAAGGAAUUUUUUUUCGAAGAAAA
This is a messenger RNA of Sitodiplosis mosellana (orange wheat blossom midge), 2415 nucleotides long. RefSeq names its product lipase 3-like. NCBI's taxonomy places the organism in Eukaryota, Metazoa, Arthropoda, Insecta, Diptera, Cecidomyiidae. The transcript has 9 exons. The record is from RefSeq and is a predicted model, not a curated record. Gene Ontology annotation, biological process: lipid metabolic process. Gene Ontology annotation, molecular function: hydrolase activity, acting on ester bonds. The coding region runs from base 43 to 1206 and encodes 387 amino acids.